This is a messenger RNA of Medicago truncatula (barrel medic), 1398 nucleotides long. RefSeq names its product AT-hook motif nuclear-localized protein 9. Lineage: Eukaryota; Viridiplantae; Streptophyta; Magnoliopsida; Fabales; Fabaceae. The transcript is spliced from 5 exons. The record is from RefSeq and is a predicted model, not a curated record. Gene Ontology annotation, molecular function: minor groove of adenine-thymine-rich DNA binding. Bases 34 to 1200 code for a protein of 388 amino acids. Gene Ontology annotation, biological process: regulation of DNA-templated transcription.
UCUUCAGAAUUUCAAAGGAUAUCAAAACCACUCAUGGAGGAUCAAAACCGAAACCUACCUUAUACUCUUUCACAGUCUUCAACCCCAAACGAGUUAGAAACAACCAACAUUGCUGCCAACGUGAUGGAAGUUGUGGGAAAUGAUGCUGGUUCGGACACUGGAGCAAAGUCCAAAUCUGUAGGUUCAGAAUCUGCUCCGGUAAAAAGGGGCAGAGGGAGGCCUCGAAAGUAUGAGGUUGGCGGGAAGCCAUUGUCUCCGGCAACACCGACACCAGGGCUUGCCAUUCAGCCUUAUGGAAGUGAUGAGAAGCGUGGAAGGGGACGUCCUCGUGGUUCUGGAAAAUUGCAAAUUUUGGCUUCCAUUGGUGGAUGUGUUGGAGAAACGGCUCGAGGAAGCAUGUCACCUCAUGUGCUGAUUGUGAAACCUGGAGAGGAUGUCGUUGGAAAGAUAUUUGCAUUUUAUCAAAAAGGUCCUUCUUCAGCUGUUUGCAUUCUUUCUGCUACUGGCACUAUAUCAAGUGUUACCAUUCGCCAACCUAGUGCUUCUGAUGGUUUUUUGACAUACGAGGGUCACUUUGAGAUUUUAUCUUUAAGUGGAUCAUGCACCUUCACUACUGGUGCACAAAGGAAAAUUGGCAUGUUGAGUGUUUCAUUGGCUAAACCUAAUGGAGAGGUUUUUGGAGGUGGUGUUGAGAACACAUUGAUAGCUGCUACUCCCACUCAACUUAUUUUGGCAACUUUCAAGCAAACCAUAAGCAAUCAAAUAAAGAGAAAGGACUCAUCACUACCUUCAACUGCUGCUAAUAUGCUGACUAAUCAAGAUUCAGCGAAAGAAAAUAACUCGAAAGUUCCUAAGUUAACAACAGAAGGAGGACCUAGCUGCCUAACUCCAACAACAACAAAUACUAAUGGUGUAAUAGUAGAAGAUAAUGUCACUAUUGUUGCUGAUGAAAAUGUUCAAUCCGAUUCUAUUGUUAUCGAUCUUGAUAGCCAGACACCGGAGCCUGUUAAAGGAGAACCUAGCUGUCUAACUGCAACAACAACAGAUACUAAUGGUGUCAUAGUGGAAGAUAAUGUCACUAUUGUUGCUGAUGAAAAUGUUCAAUCGGCCGAUUCUAUUGUUAUCGAUCUUGAUAUCCAGAUACCGGAGCCUGUUAAAAUAUCUCCAGAUUUUGAUGCCAACCAUGUCCCUGAAGAAUGAAGCACCUCUCUUCAACCUUUGAGUUAUGCAGAACAUAAUUUCUCUCCCUCUCUCUAUCUCAUAUUUUUUAUUGCAUAUGUUAGCAGCAGGUUUUGUUUAGUGUUUGACAUUGUUGGAAGUGAAAGUUAUAAAUCUUGUUUUCUUUGGUGGCAUGCAGAAAACUUAGGGAAUACAAUGGAUGAAAAAUAAUAUUUGGAG